This is a messenger RNA of Aplysia californica (California sea hare), 3886 nucleotides long. Its product is annotated as BTB/POZ domain-containing adapter for CUL3-mediated RhoA degradation protein 3. Bases 449 to 1318 code for a protein of 289 amino acids. The transcript is spliced from 7 exons. The record is from RefSeq and is a predicted model, not a curated record. NCBI's taxonomy places the organism in Eukaryota, Metazoa, Mollusca, Gastropoda, Aplysiida, Aplysiidae. Gene Ontology annotation, molecular function: protein binding. Gene Ontology annotation, biological process: protein homooligomerization.
UGCCAAGCUUACUUCCGUGUUGUCAGUGACGUCAAUGACUAAACUAAUAAUUGAGUGUGAUAGUCGACUGUGUUUACAUUACACUCCCUUUCAGAAUUCGGUGGACGAUUUCUGCAAUUUCAGUCAAUGUAGAUCUAUUUGUUUUUGUAUUCAUGCAGCGUGUUCUAGUGAAAUCACUUUAGUGAUGUAAUUAUAUUUGAGGCAACCACACCAACGGUAUACUUUGAUUGACAGGAUUCAGGGCCAUUCAGGAACACCAUUGCGAUUGCCAUUGUGGCUCGCCUGCCUGUGCAACUAAAACCGAACCUGAACCAGAAUUAAGAAGAGUAGGGAGUAAGUGGGCUUCACUUACAACUUGACUGACACACUGGAGGGAAACCGGCUUGCUGUGGAACUUUGGGGAAAAAUCAACAUUGAUACUUGUGAGGAGUCUGGUGAUAAGUCUGGAAUGUCUGGGGCAGCCAGUCAAGCACUGGCCACCCAAGCAGUACGGGCGAAGUCCGACUCUAAAUAUGUGAAACUGAACGUAGGUGGCACCCUGCACCUGAGCACCAUCGACACACUAUGUAAGCAGGACACGAUGCUGCGUGCAAUGUUCAGUGGCAGAAUGGAUGUGUUGCACGACGUGGAAGGUUGGGUCCUCAUUGACCGAUGUGGAAAACAUUUCGGCACCAUUCUGUCUUACUUGAGGGACGGGUCCAUCAUGCUGCCAGAAUCUUGUCGGGAGCUGAAUGAGCUUCUCCAGGAGGCCAAGUACUACUGUGUGCAGGAGCUCAUCAGACAAGUGGAGGAAGCUCUGAGUGUGCGAGACCCUGAGCCCAUUUGUCAGGUGCCACUCAUCACUUCAUCACGGGAAGAACAGAUGCUCAUUGCCAAAAUGACAAAGCCGAUGGUCAAAUUGAACUGUAACAGGCACAACAACAAAUAUUCCUACACAAGUAUGUCUGAUGAUAACUUCCUGAAGAACCUGGAGCUGUUUGACAAGCUGUGUCUGCGGUUCAGCACCAGGAUCCUGUUUGUGAAGGACACACUGGGCAACACUGAGAUCUGCUGCUGGUCUUUUUACGGGCAUGGUCAGAAGAUUGGGGAAGUGUGCUGCACCUCUAUUGUGUAUGGCACUGACAAGAAACACACUAAGGUUGACUUUCCUGAGGCGCGCAUCUUUGAAGAAACUUUGAACACUCUGCUGUACGAACACCGUGGGAAAGGACCCGACGCAGAGCUCAUGCAGGCCACUCGGGGUUACCGUGACCGUGGAAACGGGUACCACAGCGAUGAUGAGGAUGAGAAAUUUGACAGAGCUUUGAGACGAAAAUAGAUACUGGUAUCCACAGACAGAUCUGAGUUGAAAAUAAAUACCGGUAUCAAGGGAAUGUGAUGUUGGUUUUUACACCUUGGCAAGUUGAUGCUCUUAGAAUUACUUAGUCUGUUAUUUAUUGACUUUCUCUGUGUACGAAUGAUGUGAAUGCUUUGGACUGACUGGAUGUGCACUGACCUGACAUUGAGUGGACAAUUUUGUGAAGCAUUGCCCUCUGACUUUUUUUGUGAAGUUCACCAAUUUUUUGUGUUUAUAUUUUAGGCGUUAUUGUUGCUCAGCUCAUGUGUUUUGAAAUGAAGGUCACGCUCUUGUAUUUUAAUUUUAAUUAAUUGUUAUUUUUGACCAAAACAUUAAUAAUUUCAAGCGUGCAUGUUUUUGUGUCAUGUAAAAUGAAUUAACUCAAAUCUUCAUUAUGUGCUUUCAUGAGUUUUGUGUCUAGUUGCUCAGUAUUAUUGGCAAGUUUGGACUCCUAAUUUGAAUGGAUUGACCUUGCCGUCUCGCUUCUAUAUACAACACAUGGUUCAUGUAAGCAGUUGUGCUUUGCUCUUUAAAAAAUGUUAAAUGGCAGAUACUUGUACCUGUACAAUUUGAGCUUUCACAUGCAAUUUGGUACACAAAUUACGACAAUGUUAAGAGAGAAAUAUUUGAAUACCCUUUGGAAAAUUUAUGAAAGUAUGAACUGUCUACUCUGAAAUUAGGACUCCUUAAUUAAAGUGUAAUUUUGGAGUUUCAUCUUCUCACCAUGUCUACAGCCGAGUAUGUUGUGAAGAAGGAGAAGUGACUUCAUGAAAAAUGAAGGCAUCAUAUUUAUAUAGAGAGAAAUGUGUACCGAAGUGUAUUGUGUUAUAUUUAUGAGCAGGCACCUCCAUGGUUUCGAAGGCCUGUAAAAUAGGCCUUUGAUUCAUGUGAAGAACUGACUGCUUUGAAGCAUGUCAUGAUGUUGUAGUGAAAAUUUGAGCUACCGGUACUGCUCAAGUGCAAUGAUCUGUAAUACAUGUAUUGAAUUGCUGCGGCAUUUUGUGAACCUCAUCAGAAGUGCAUCUGUAGUGGUUCGUUUUGGGGCUAACACUUUUGUGUUUCGGGUCAUCUUUGUGUAUGUGUGUUGGCUGUUGAAUCUGAAAAGAUUUCUAAUGUAUUUUGAUCACAUUGUAAAGUAAAUACUGUUGUAUCCACUGGUAUUCCAUUCGCUAUGAUGGAGGGCUUGUUAGGUUACUUCUAGGUGAAGCUGUUCAAUAUGGUGAAAAUGAUUGAUGUUACUUUUGGUGGUUCUUUCAUACCUGGUAGGCCUACCUAGCGGUACUCCCAUGCAUGAGUGUGGCUAAUCUUACCUGUACCGGUACCUCCAUGCAAGAGUGUAGUGUGUAGUAAGUUACAAAUCUUAUUCUGCCUUCUUUUCAAAGUGUAAGCCUACCUUUGAUUUUUUAAACUUUGUUUUAGGGUUCUUUUUUUUUUUUUUGAGUAGAAGUGGAAGUACCAUAUGGAACAUGUUCCAGUCUAACUACUCUGAAUCUGAGAUUUUUGCCACAACCAGUUCUACCUUUCAUGUUUGUGUCAAAAAUUAUGACCUGUAAGUGCACUAAUUUUGAUUGACCAAUCAAAGGUCUACUUUCACUGACAGUUAUUGCCACGAAAUUAUGCAUUCCAGACAAUGUGUGGCAUCAGUGGUGUGGCGGUUAGGCUCUCGGAUUCUCGACUGUAAGGAUCAUGGUGAGCCUGCCUGUAGACAGCAAUACACACAGCAUGUGACAAAAGCCUGCAUUUGCUUUGAGAGGGUGGAGUGCCCUUCGUUGAUCUAGAUGGAGGCAACAGUGCAACACAAUGUCAACUGCACCUAUGUAAAUAACUUUGAACAAAAAUAUUAAACUGCACAAAAUUUUGCAUGUGGUGUAAGCAAAAAAUACUUUUUUCUUGGUCAGACCUCUUAUAAACCUACUACAUGUAAUUACUAAUAUUAAAAGUUUAAAGAGUACCAAUGUGAACAGUAAGUAGGCCUAGGUCUAUUCCAACUGCGUAGACUUAUUCGACUUGCUGACUCACUUAUAGUACAAUGUAUAGUUAGGACUGGAACUCUUAUUAUCUUGGGAGUCACUUUUUUAGUAAAGAUCGUGAUUAUGAUUAUACUUAGAUGUUAUGCCAACGAUGACUUCUAUAUUUUUACUAUUAUAUACCGUAUGACUGAAUUUUGACUGAAUAAUGUAAACAUUUCUUUGACUCUCUCUUGACUAAAAUGUCUUAACCUGUUACUGGUUAUGAUUUUAUGUUCCAACUUACCAUAGUAAGAAAAGGGCUAGUUAGACAGAUAGGAUUAAGUUAAACUAUUAUUUUAAUGUGUCUGAUAUGGUCUACCACGAUGCAUUACACCAUAUUGGUGGAUGUUUGUAUGAUGUUGUCAUUGAUGCAUGUACUGGUUUUAUAUCAACGAGCUGUGUUGUAUUAAAAUCAAAAUAUUUGACUCUUGUUGUCUGGCAGGCUCUGACCGCGAUUGUCUGUGCCUGUGUUGGUCAAUUUGUGUUUUUUUUAUGCCAAAAAUAGUAAUGUGAAAUAAAAUUUACUAAUUGUUACAUCGGA